Colletotrichum destructivum is the source of this 318-nucleotide messenger RNA. RefSeq lists its product as uncharacterized. Lineage: Eukaryota; Fungi; Ascomycota; Sordariomycetes; Glomerellales; Glomerellaceae. The record is from RefSeq and is a predicted model, not a curated record. Bases 1 to 318 code for a protein of 105 amino acids. The transcript is spliced from 2 exons.
AUGGUCACCGGACCGUCGCCUCAGGACCCAUUGAGCCGGACGUUGCGAAGUCCAUCAAGCAUCGAAUCGCCCUGCAUCGCAUCCGGCCGGGACUUCUCACGCUCCUCAUACGACACGAACCUGCGCUUUCCAGGAUCCCCUCCCAUUGUCGCUGCUGAUGUAUUGUUAGCGUUCGCGGCUGCAAUUUCUCUGCACGUCGGCCUCGUCCUCGUUCUCUUUCCGUUUGCCAACUUGGGGUCGUCCUUGGUCUUCCUUGACCUCGACCUCGACCUCAUCCUUGACCUUGGCUCCCUCGCCCGUUCAUCCACCCCUCCUUGA